Mirounga angustirostris (Northern elephant seal) is the source of this 6456-nucleotide messenger RNA. It is a transcript of the gene CUNH8orf89, whose product is annotated as chromosome unknown C8orf89 homolog. Lineage: Eukaryota; Metazoa; Chordata; Mammalia; Carnivora; Phocidae. Bases 5700 to 6308 code for a protein of 202 amino acids. The transcript has 7 exons. The record is from RefSeq and is a predicted model, not a curated record.
UGGGUUUAUUAAAGACUCUUCUGUACAAAGAAUAUGUCUUUAAUUUUUCACUUUUGAAUUGUGCCACUGAGUUAGCCAAGAUGGGUCUGUUCUAAGAAAACCUAUUUCAUAGGCCUUUGUGCAUGAUUUACAAAUAGAAAUACUGUUGCUGAAAUUCUAUCCUGUGAGGCUUUGGCUUUUCUAUAAAGUACUGUGUGAACAUGUUUUCCUUGCAUUUCCAUUUUUGGUUUUUUGUUUUGCAUCUUCUGUGCUUAUUUAGGUGAGAUUUUAAUUAUUCCAUUAUACAUUGUGUAUGUUAUAAAGGAGGAAAUGAAACUGGUGCCCAUAGAUGCAAGUUGUUUUGUAGCACCUAUAGCAGUAGUGAGCAAAACAUGAAACGUUUUGUAAUUUUAUAAAUAACAUUCCUAUGUGUUGUAUGUAUCUCACUUAGAUUAGUGAACUGAUAGUUUUCAGGGUAGAACAUAAUACGAAGUAUAUAUAAAAAGUUUUUGUAGUCCUCAUUGAUUGUGCCAGCGGUGUGAUGCGGUAUGAAACAGGUGCCCUGUUAAUUCUUUUGACACUUGGACCAGAAUCAUUACAGUUAAUAUUUGAAAGCUGCUAGACAGAUAUGUUUAAUAAUUUUUUAAAAUUCUCUAGUCUUAGAAACUAUCUCUCUGGUUUAGUGAGUUUAUGGUCAAUGAAUUCUGGAAAUACAGAAGGUUCUUUAUAUAAAGUCAGUGUUACAUGUUACACACUGAGUGUGCCAGUGUUUUGCAAGAAACUUGUUUUUAGUAAACGCCCACUCUCAGUAAUUAGUGGUACAUUUGUUUAUAGCCCACGAAUGGACACAUUACCCAAAGAAGCAAAGCUUUUGAAGCUGGUGAGGGAUAGGAACAUCUUUGGGAAUACGUAGGAUAAACAGUGUAUUGACAAUACAUGUCCUCUGUGGACGUGUUUGUUUUCAGUCUGGGAAAUUCAGUUCUCCAUAUAAAUUACUUUCCGAGUGGGGCCAGGGGCCCAGAGGAUGGGGAAACAAAUGGGUGAGAGUUUGGGGGUAGGGAGGAGUUGCAGACAUUUAAUAUUGCCAUAGAAAAGUCUAAAGCGCUUGCUUCAGAGUAAAGGAACCUAGGCAGUUUCAAAGAGUGGGAAUAGAGGAAGGCAUGUCAGAGUGAUAAUUUCUGCUGUUAGAUUCUAGGGAAUAAAGUAGGGUAAUUGGUCUGCCUUCACAGGAUUGUGAGGACUAAAAGGGUGUGAAAAGGUUUUGUGAACUGUUAGAACCUACUGAAGUGCAGGUUAACACCUUGUUUAGAAAACCCACCUCCUAAAAGAUGGUGUCACCUAUAAGGUACUGUCCCCUAGAAGGCUAACCAACCUUUGAAAGUCUGGGCCCCACCCAACUGGUUCUACAAAAAUUCACCUCAUGUAAAUUUACAUUUGUGCCCUUCAGUGUUCCAGCAUUAUAAGAUCUUACACUAGCUACCCUGGUUUUCUUUUUCUUUUUUUUUUUUUAAGAUUUUAUUUAUUUAUUUGAGAGAGAAUGACAUAGAGAUAGCAUGAGAGGGGGGAGGGUCAGAGGGAGAAGCAGACUCCCCGCUGAGCAGGGACCCUGAUGUGGGACUCGAUCCCGGGACUCCAGGAUCAUGACCUGAGCCGAAGGCAGUCGCUUAACCAACUGAGCCACCCAGGCAGCCACUACCCCGGUUUUCAAGUCAUGAAGCUUAGUUACUGCAUUCACUGAUCUUUAGCAGGUGUUACCUCAUAUUGCUUAUCUUUGGAAGUUCCUUUACCAUAGGCUGGAUUGAGUGCUGACUCUGGAGCCAAAAUGGGUUCGUAUCCAGCCUUCACUUAAUAGCUUGGGCCAGUGAAUCUUUAUCAGUAAAAUGGGGGAGAUUGUCAUGCCUAAUCUAGGAUUUUGAUGAAGAUGUUAGGUGUUUAGAGCAGUUCUGGCUCAAAGUACAAGUAAAUACUAUUUACUACAUAUUGUAACUUGAGCACCUAGCAGGGUCGUACAAAGGAAAAGAGCCUAUGCUUUCAUGUGUCGGUCUAAUUGGUAAGCUAGACAUAACACAAAUAGUGUGAGAUAAGUGCUACAGGGAUGUCUAGGAUGUGUCAGCUUUUUGGGGUGUCUGGAAACCACCUGUAGGGGAAGACUGACAACAUUCUGCCCCCACUGCUUUCCUUUAUAGAUCGGUAUCGAACCAGGCAAAACAUUGCUUUCAUAUGGUUGUCUCCCUUUGCUUGGGUAAAACUUUUUAAGGCCAACCUUUUAAUCCUUUCAACCUAGUAUUUUAUAUGGAGUAGGCAAUAGAUUUUUGUUUCCUAUUGCUGUUUUAACAAAUUACAAACUUGAGUGACUUAAAACACAGAUUUAUUGUCUUUAACAAUUUCAGAGGUAAGGAGUCCUAAAUUGGUUUCCCUGAGCUAAGUCAGGGUGUCAUCAGGCCUGCCUUCCUGCUCUCUGAAGGCUCUACAGGAGAAUCCUUUUUUUUUUUUUUUUUCCAGUUUCUGCAAACCACUUGUAUUUCUUGGCUUAUAGCCCCUUCUUCCAUCUUUGAAGUCUUAAGGACCCUUGUGAUCAAAUUGAGCCACCCAGAUAAUCCAGGAUAAUCUCUCCAUCUCAAAUUCCUUAAUUUAAGUACAUCAGCAAAGUUCCUACCUAGUAGUCCCUACUGUAGGCAGCAUAUUCCAGGAAUAAUGGCAGGGAAAUGUUAGGGAGGGCCAUUCUUUGAUCUUUAAUUUAUAGUUCCCAGCUAUAUUUGUUCUUGUUUCUCAAAAAUGACAAGCUUCUAAUGUAGGGUCUUGGCCCUUGUAAUCUUGUGUCUGAAACACAAGGCCCUCGGGUCUGUGUAUUUCACUUCUUAAUUCUGGAAAAAUGUCUUUUCUGACACAUCUCUUAAUAUAACCCUGUAUUUUUCACAGCAUCUCUUACUUCUGGAAAUACUUUUUCCAUUUGUUCUUGUUGCUUUUCACAGCCACUCCUCAAGGUUUUGAGAAUAUGUACUGAAACUGCUAUAAGGUUUGAGUGUUUGUCUUCUCUGUUCUAGCCCUAGAAUAAUGCGUGGUGCAUUGCAGUCCUUAUGUUUUUGAUUGAGUGAAUCAAGCCUCUUAAGAGCAAUAGGAAUUUAAAUUUUUGAUUUUCCAGUUGUUGGCACAUUGUCCUUGGUGAAUGGUGAGAGGAGUUGGCAGCACUGUGGUGGGUUCAUGGAGACUGUAUGUAUGUAUGUGUGUAUACACACAUAUUACUGUAAAAGACUCAAAGAUGAGUUUUAUUGUGUAGGAAUCUAUUAUGUGAAAAUAGAACAGCAUGUUAGGGGAAUAUAGGAGAUGGUUCAUGCUGUGCAGAUUGGGAAAUUUCACAAAGGAGGUAGAAUUUGGACAACUGGUGAUAGAACAGCUAGAGUCAAGAGUUGGGAGGCAGUGUCAGUGGCAGCUGUGAUAGCUCAGGAUAUGAUAGACUCAAAAGCAGACCAUUUAAUAAUAAACAUUUGAUCACGCAUUGACUGCUAGUGUACACUUAAUCUACAUAGUCCUUGGUUGGUUCUCCACUUUGAGAGCAAUCCCAGAACCGAUUGACUGGGGGGAUGGGUCCCAGGCCUUUCUUUAAAUUCUCCAUGUCAUUUUUAAUGUGCAGCCUAUUCUAUUAGGUAAGUAUACCACUAUCUCCAUUUUUUAGAUGAGGGGUUAACUUUCCGUCCCCCAGGAUCACACAAGUGGUGGGGCAAGUAUUAGGUUCCAGAUCUAAUUUGAGUUUUCUUAACCAGAGAAGCUAGGAAAUGUGAGUGUGGAGCUUGAUGAAAACAGAAAGUGUGUUUGAGAGCAGCUUCAGUUUUGUCGGACCUGAAACCAUCGUUCCUAGGGCUAAACUUGCAGCCCUAUUUGGGGUCAUGAAAUGGAAGCAGAGGGUUUAGAACAUAAUUUGGCAAAAGUAUAGAUGCUAAGGUCCUACCGCACAAGUCAGGGUGCUAGGCUUAUUUACUGGGGAGGGGACACGCACCUAACCUUUCACCAAAGAACCUAGACAAAGGAGACAGAACGUGGAAUUCGGGCGGGCAUGGUGAGGGAACUCGGGGAUGACUAUGUCACUUAACCUAAGAUUGGGAUAGGCAGGUAUUGCUGGGCUGUUUGAAAGUUCCAGACUCAUCAGUACUCUGGAGAACCUGGUUAGUUUGAAUCUUAAAAAUGCAAUCCAGGGAAUUGAACGUCAACCCUGUCUAACUGCCCACUACCCACCCUACAGGCGCAUGGCGCAACUUUCGUGCCCCACUGAACUUGUGCCACGUCUGACUCCCGGACACCCAACCUCAUUUCAGCACCCCCCCCGCCCCCCCCGUAGCAGUGACCCCAAAGGCGGUGGCACCUAUACUAGUUGUCGAGUGAGUCCUAAGCGGCCUUCUAGCCGCCCAGGCGCCUUCCUGGCGCGGCACCCUAACCGUCGGUCCCUGCCGUGGGAAGACUGCGGCAGGUGACCGCGCGCGGAAGGCGGUCCGGAAGCUCCGGAAGCUCCCGGCGCCUGGCAACGCGCGCGCGUCGGGCGGGCAGGGCUGCAGCCACCGGAGCCGGUCGCCGGGCCGGGCGGGGCUGAGCGGCGGGCGUGCCGCGCUCUCGAGCGUCGCCGGGCUGCUGGCAGCCGAGCAUGUUCGCCCCGAGAGCGGCGCCCGUACGAGCGCCAGGCCGCCCUCCCUGCCCUGCCCUGCCGCCGCGGCCAGCCCCGCGCCCCGGCCAGGCUGGGCCGGGGGCUCGGCUCGGCUGCGGGCCGCCCCUGGCUCCCGCGCUGUCCGCUGCCCCCGUUGACCCCGCUGCCGGAGCCUCAGACCUGGGCACCACCGCCACGGUCCAGGCACUCGAAGAAGCCCCUCUCCUCCGAGGUGGAGCUGCGGGGACAGUGAGUGCGGGUGGUCUCCGGAGGACCCCCGGCCUAGCGGGAGCGGGGUGGGGGGGUAGGGUGGGGCGGAGGCCAGGGGACCUUGCAGGGGCAGGGCUGAAGGGGAGGUGGGGCCGAGAGAUCAGCUGGUCAGGCCCCCUUCCAGGCAGGGGGAACUAGCCCAGUGAGGCACAUGGGUCACUCCAAGGAUUCUCUUGACCCUGAGGGGAGCUGCCGGGCGGGGUCGGGUGAAGCAGAGAGAUGGGAACGAGUCCCGGACUCGAGGACCUGCCUGCCGGAUCUGUAUGUUUCCGCACUCCUCAAGCUGGGUCAGGCUAGCACGCGCGUCCCUGCGUCAAGUGGACACGCCCUUACAGGGUCUCCCUCCAACCUGCCCAGGGUUUAAACUGAAGCGGGGUGUGGGCUAGGUGUUUCCCCUCUACCUUUGACUGCCACUGUACUUGCACCCAGCCAUGUGGAGCAGGACUUGGGACACUGACCGUGUUAAUUAGCUCUGGCUCCGUUUUCACAGCCAAUUUAGCUUUGUGCCAUUUCUGAUUUACCUAUAGUUUGUGUGUUUAUUACUUUUUUCAUGAGGGGUUACAAAUACUAGAAAAGAUUUGUGUAAUACAGGUAGUCUGUUCUAUUGUAUGGGUCAUUCUACCCCUACAGCUUUUGGGGUGCCAUAGACAUGAAAACUGGAGCCUCUGUCUAGAGAAAUGCAACUUUGCAACCAUUUUCAGGGUAUUGUACUCUCUGAAGCACAAGAAUCCCUGCUCUUCCAUCUUCAUUGGCUUUUUAUCUACAUUGCUAAUGCAGCAUCUCACUUUCAUCAGCACUGUUGAAAGAAGAAGAAAAAAUGCCAGUCCUCUCUCCUGAAAUCAAAUUUGCUACUUCUAACGUCACCAGAAAUUCCCUUGACAGUUGUUUUCUUUUUGAGAGUAGUUGGAGGAAAGCAGUUUUAGAAACACAAAAGAUGAAGAAAGAAUAUACCACAGCAUUUGGUCUAGAAGAGUUCAAAGAAUGUGUCAAAAUGCCGUAUUUACCAGGACUGCAGAGUUGCCCAAAAAGUGUAAGUUCACCUCCACUGGAAGUUCAUCCAAGACUGCUUCAUGCUGCUACCGAGAUGCCUCCAGUCAGCCAGUCUAGUGAGAACAUGUUGAAUUGCGUGCAAGUAUUUUAUUCUCCUCUGCAUAUUGCACAGCGCCCCGUGAAUGAACAGCCAUGGCAAACCAGGAUAAGGAAGACUAAGAAGGCCUGUACUGUGGUACCACUUCAGGAGAAACCAAAGAGAUUUUUCAGGCAUUCUAAUUCUUCAAUCAAUUUUGGUUCUGGCUUCAGCGAUCCUCUUGCUGGAGCAUCAUCUCAAUACUUACAGAGACUUUCCAAAAUGGCCAUAUUGGAGUAUGAUACCAUUCGUCAAGAAACUACUAGAAAAUCCAAAAAGAGCAAGAAACGAGACCCGUGAGACUGCUGAUAAGUAUCACAUGGUGCAGUGCUUUCUUCACUGAUGUCUAAGGUUUAUAUAUCUUUUCCUUUCUUUUUGAUAUGUAAUAUUAUGUGCAAUGAUUUACAUAAAAAUGGAAAUGUAAAUAAGAAAUAAAUAUUUUAUGUAA